Molecule: messenger RNA, 337 nt
Organism: Austrofundulus limnaeus
Lineage: Eukaryota; Metazoa; Chordata; Actinopteri; Cyprinodontiformes; Rivulidae
Product: ezrin
Source: RefSeq, a predicted model, not a curated record
GUUGAGAGAAAAGAAAAGCCAAAAAAUAACCCUGAGCGUUUAACUAGGAUUGCAUGCUUACUCAGAGUACGUCUGGGGCGUGAAAGCGUGGUCGUGCGAAACCUUCAUAAACAGCUACAAGCUGAAAGAGACGCUAACAAAAACAGGGAUGAUACCCUCGCAACUGCUGAUGCUGACGAGAUCAGAGAAUUGCGUGAGGAAAACUCAAGUCUCCGAGAGAGAAUUGAGAAAGAAGCUGAACAGUGUGAAAACCUUAGAUCUGAUCUAGAUCUGGCUUCUUACGGACUCCAGCAAGCUAAAAAUGAGCUGGAAAAUCAAAUGCACAUGAACGCAAUAA